This is a messenger RNA of Nomascus leucogenys (northern white-cheeked gibbon), 1578 nucleotides long. RefSeq names its product liver enriched antimicrobial peptide 2 (gene LEAP2). NCBI's taxonomy places the organism in Eukaryota, Metazoa, Chordata, Mammalia, Primates, Hylobatidae. The record is from RefSeq and is a predicted model, not a curated record. Gene Ontology annotation, biological process: defense response to bacterium; antimicrobial humoral immune response mediated by antimicrobial peptide.
AUGUGGCACCUCAAACUUUGUGCAGUCCUCAUGAUCUUCCUGUUGCUGUUGGGCCAGAUAGAUGGCUCCCCAAUACCAGAAGUGAGUUCAGCAAAGAGAAGGCCACGGAGAAUGACCCCAUUUUGGAGAGGGGUUUCCCUCAGGCCUAUUGGAGCCUCCUGUCGGGAUGAUUCUGAGUGUAUCACAAGGCUAUGCAGAAAAAGACGCUGUUCCUUAAGUGUGGCCCAGGAAUGAUGUACAUACCAGGGGAAGAAAGGACAGCAGUCACCUCCGAUAAUGCUCCGUUCUAUGGAAUAUUGACUGCAUUUUGGCUGGAGAGACCCAAGUGAAGCAAUCUUGUAUUUUUAAUAUUUAAAGGCAGAUGUAUGCUUUAAAUUGGUCUCCAUUUCUUCUUAGAAUGUUGAUAUAUGGAUAAGCAUUAACUAAACUUGUCAAUUUAGAGUUUAUUUUUCUAUGGAUACUAUUAAAUGUCUCAAAUUGAAAUUUUAGCAGUCUGGAAUUCAAGCUUUUGAGGGAAAGAAGGAUUCACUUUGUAUACUGAAGAAAAAAACGGCAUUGCCCAAUAAUGUGUUAGCUUCUCAAUCUGGAAAGUGUGGUGACAGCUACAUAAUCAACAGCUACAUAAUCAACUUUAGCAAGUUCCUAAGCUGUGGCCCUGGAUCCCUUCACUCCGUAACUCUUCAGGGAGGUGUCAAAGGUGGUCAAGCUUGGGAGGCUGAGGCAGGAGAAUCACUUGAACCUGGGAGGCGGAGGUUGCAGUGAGCCAAGAUCAUGCCACUGCACCCCAGCCUGGGUGAGAGAGAGAGACUCUGUCUCAAAAAAAAAAAAAGAUGGUCAAGCACUUGCCAUCUAAUGAAGCACCCAGGUUUGUCUAUGACUGUCUGAACAUAAGGCAGAACAGAAAGAAAAAUCUAGUUUAAUAAAGCAAUGAAAGCCCAAGCCACCAAAAGCACCAAAAGAGAUUUAAGAUUUCUGUUGGGACAAGGUGAAUUUUGACAUAUGCACAAGGACCCAUGGCCAGCAAGUUCAGAAUUUCUGUAAUCAGAAAAUGAGACCUCAGCUGGCGGGAACAGACUUUUAAAGAGUAGUAAUGGACCUUAAGACACAAAACAGGAAUUGCAUGAAAAGGGCUCAGAGUUGAAGAAAUAUAAAGAGUACAGUGUUCAUUAACUUUAAUACAGAAAAUCUAUUUGAUAUUUAUUAAACUUAGUUUCUCCAGCUAUGGUUUGGCAUUGUACAAAGCAUCUUAAUGACACAGUAGAGUUAAAAAGAUCUUUACAAAUUGAAAUGUGAUACCCUUGUCUCCAAAUAUUUUAAUUGCCAUAAAUUUGUUUAAAAAUACACAUUAAACGCAUGUUUGACACUCUAAACUUUCUAUACUCUCAAUACCACAAAAUACAUAUAAUAUACUAUACAGAUGUGGAAAAAUCUAGUUAGUAUAUAAUACUUUGCUCACCAUUAACAGCUUUAUCAUGUGAAAUGCACAUACUGACUUAGAAAUCCUAGCUUUUGAGCCCCAAAGUACCUCUGAAAUUGUAAUGUAUUGCAACAAAUAAAAAUCACAGUAUAUAAUUGAAA